Morus notabilis is the source of this 906-nucleotide messenger RNA. Its product is annotated as probable carbohydrate esterase At4g34215. The record is from RefSeq and is a predicted model, not a curated record. The transcript has 2 exons. NCBI's taxonomy places the organism in Eukaryota, Viridiplantae, Streptophyta, Magnoliopsida, Rosales, Moraceae. Bases 1 to 906 code for a protein of 301 amino acids.
AUGUGUCAAAACUGUACCGAGGGGGCAGAGACGAAGACAGAACAAGGAGACAGACGAUCUGGGUCCACACAGAUUAGAACACAGGAGCAAAAAUCAAGCAAUCCAAAAAGAGCAAUCCUAGAGGAAACAAAAAAGCAAAAACCUUCCAUUGCCAUCGAAAACACAGCUACUUCUAACAACAACAGCUACAGCCCAUGCAAGAAGCAGAUCUUCAUCCUAUCGGGGCAGAGCAACAUGGCUGGCCGCGGCGGCGUAGACCAGACGCGCCACCGCUGGGACGGCGUCGUUCCAUUGGAGUGCCAGCCUCACCCCUCUAUCCUCCGCCUGAGCGCCAAGCUCAACUGGGAGCCCGCCCACGAGCCCCUCCACGCCGACAUCGACACCAACAAGACCUGCGGCGUGGGCCCCGGCAUGUCCUUCGCCAACGCAGUCAGGGAGCGCGUGGGGCUGGUGCCGUGUGCGGUGGGCGGCACCGCUAUCAAGGAGUGGGCGCGUGGGGAGCACCUCUACGAGGACAUGGUGAGGAGGGCCAAGGCGAGCGUGGCGGUCGACGGCGGGGCUGAGAUCAGGGCGUUGCUGUGGUACCAAGGGGAGAGUGACACGUCGACCGAAGAUGACGCGGCGGCGUACAAGAGGAACAUGGAGAGGCUCAUUCACAAUGUUCGGGAGGAUCUUUGUCUGCCUGAUCUUCCAAUCAUCCAGGUUGCACUUGCGUCGGGGGAUGAGAAGUACUUGGAGAAAGUGAGGGAAGCACAACUAAGCAUCAAUAUUCCCAAUGUGGUGUGCGUGGACGCUAAGGGAUUGCAACUACAAGAUGACAAUCUCCACCUAACAACCGAGGCCCAGGUUCAGCUGGGCUCUAUGCUGGCUGAAGCGUAUCUCUCCAACUUUGGAACAACAUUGUAA